AUGGAGAUAAAUUCUUUUUUAUACUUUUGGCCUGAAGAAUAUUCUAAACUUAAUAAAAGCGAUAAAUGGAUUGCUUAUAUCAACGCUACUGGCUGUAUAAAUAUUGAACAAAAUAUUUUAUCAGCACAAAGUAAUAACAGUAAUGUAAUAGUUUUAUAUUCUUACCCACAGAAGAAAGAACAAUGUAUACCUAGAUCUGAUGAAUUUUUGUUACCAGUAUUUGUCAAUACUGAUGAACGAUGUAAAAAUUUUAGCUCAAAUUCAAAUUCGAGUAAUUUAAAUACAUUUAUAAAGCAUAUUACUACUCAGAGUACUGGCGAAUACAACAGUAAUAACAGCAACAAUGAUAAUGUGAUUGAGACUUAUCAAACUGCUAUGAUCGUUUUAUAUGUUAUAUCAGGAGCUGUAUUAGGAAUAUUUAUUAUAAUUGUUUUUACGAACCUUGUAAAGAGGAGACUUCAAUCACGACAACCAAUUCAUCCUAUAGGUGGUAAUAAUCAACAAAACCGAGGUAUUACCAAGGCUGUAUUAGAUAGUUUUCCGGUUUACUCAUUUUCAUUGAAGAAAAAUGUUAAUGAAGAUAUAGAAAAAGGACACGAUAAAGUUACUUAUGAAUUAGAGACAUUAAAGACUGUUGAUGAUGAAAAAGGUAAUUUAACAGUAGAUGAAAUUAAUCAAGUCGAAAAAACACAUGAUAUAUCUAUAGAAAAUAAAGAAAUUAAGGAUAAGAAUAUUGCAACCACAGAUGAAAAUAUUAUGAAUAAUCUUUCUCAAAAUGGUCAGAAAGUUAUUUCUCAAAAUUCACUCAACAAUGACAAUUUGACAUUAUUUAACAACAAAGUCACAGAAGUUCAAUCUACUUGUCCAAUUUGUUUGGGAGAUUUUGAAUCAGGAGAAGAAGUAAGAAUAUUGCCAUGCGGCCAUCAAUAUCACACCGCGUGUAUUGAUACUUGGCUAUUAGAAAUUUCAUCAUUAUGUCCGAUGUGUAAAGCUGAUUACACAUCUUGGAAUAUUGAUUUAUCAAAUUCUCUUCACGGAGAUAUUUCUGCUUCUACAGAUUCUUCUGGAAUUUUUCCACAUUUCCGAUGGAUUAAAUAUUUAACAUCUAUAAGGAGUAGGAGGCGCAGUCGACGUAGACGUACACGAAUAAAUGCUGGAGAAGGAAAAUUAGGAAAAUUAAAAAUGGCUAAAGAUAUUAUUGAUGAGUGUAUCGAUGACCAAACAAUUAUCUUGAAACUCAAAGAACGUUUUGAAAAUACGAACGACGAAAGAGAGCGUCAAAAGAUCCACAAUACGAUCAUUCGCGAAAUGUCAAUUCAUUUUUAUUGUAAAGAAGUAAAUCUUUACCCAUUGUUAGAGAAGCAUCUUCCAGAUGGAAAGUCCGUAUGUGAGAAAUGUCGCCAAACAAAUAAAGAAAUCAAAAAAGAACUUGCCAAAUUAGAUGUUGACGAGGCACAAGGAAAAGUUUUUCCAAGAUUCAAAGAAGCGAUUGCAGCUGAUGUUAUCAAAGAAGCUGGCGCAAAAUAUGCUUCCUCUCGUAGUUUGGCUCCCACACAUCCUCACCCUGAUGCACCUAAUGAGGUAAAAUCGGCAGUUGCAACAGCUCCAGUUGACAAGGCUCGCGACAUUCCUCGUGAAUUUGUUGAUACUGGUCGUUAA
This is a messenger RNA of Diversispora eburnea, 1659 nucleotides long. Lineage: Eukaryota; Fungi; Glomeromycota; Glomeromycetes; Diversisporales; Diversisporaceae. The record is from the annotation of a GenBank genome assembly.